AUGAAUAGUGGAGGCCUUAGGAGUGACCAAUGCCGUUAUAGGCAAGUGACCCGCCUUGGGAAGAAAAAGUUCCUAACGCCGGUGAAAGGGAGCAAAGCAGUCCCGUACGUGGAGAUGCUAGCGGCUCACGGCUCCAUCCUUACCAUUCUAGCCAUCAGCUUCGAGCGUUAUUAUGCCAUUUGCCAACCAUUGAAGGCAGGCUACACUUGCACGCAGAUGAGGGCGGUGGCCAUCAUCGUGAUCAUCUGGUUAGUGGCAGCUCUUCUCACCAGUCCCGUACUCUUGACCGUCAACUACCACAUGGCAGAAUACAUCGACGGCUCAAUGGUCCCUGUCUGCUUACAAAUGGUCAACAAGCGCUGGCAACAGUUCUACUACCUGAGUGUGAUCGGCUUUUUGUUUCUGGUGCCCUUCCUCAUCCUUCUGGUUGUAUACUGCUAUAUUGCCAAGCAUCUCAUGCUGGGCCAAAGGAUGCUAGGAUCCUCCAGCGAAGAAAACCAGAUGAGAGCCCGCAAACAGGUCGUCUUCAUGCUGAUUGCUGUUGUCCUGAGUUUCUUCAUCUGCCUUCUGCCCUUCAGGGUCUUCACUGUCUGGAUAAUCCUCACUUCUUCAGAAAGCGUAGAGUCCUUGGGCAUGGAGACUUAUUAUAACCUCCUUUACUUCUGCAGACUCUUGCUCUACAUGAAUUCUGCCCUCAACCCCAUCCUUUAUAAUGUAAUCUCCUCCAAAUUUCGAAGCUCCGUCAUCAGGCUACUGCGCUGCUCGCGCGUAAGGAGCCGGCUUCUUACGCGUCAGGUCACCAAGGGUACGACGACUUCCAGCACAGCCACCACCAGUGGAAGUGUUAAGAAAGACAACAAAAGCCAGGUUGUGGCUGCGCACAGUACCUAUUCCCUCUUCCGGGCAACAGGAAAGAAUCCCAGGCCACAACACGUGUAGGUUCCUUCCAUUCCAGUCGUCUUUGUGCAAUUUCAUAGCUAUUUCGGGAUUUUCCUAACCAGGCCCAUUUAAUGCCGUGGAUUUUGAUUCAAGUAUUAAAAAGAGCAACUGCGAGGACAACAAUUUUCGUGAAUGAUAUGAUUUCAACCCUUCUUAGUUGUUGUCUCAAGUUUCCAACUACUGAAAAAGUAUUCUUCUGAAGGAAAAUCAGAAGCGGUUUUACAGAACGAGUGUCAUGGUGCAACUUAUCGUAACAUCGAGGAAGACAGCAAGGUAUAGACCGUUGCAUCCAAUAGCACCUAUCAGGAUUUAGUGCUAUUGAAAUAAUCCCAAUUCAUAGCAUUCCAACAGAUUCAUCAUCAUAUACAUAAUUUCAGAGCAUCCAUCAUAAGUGGUCGCUAAGUCGUGGAUUAUUCAACUGCUCCGUUAUGCGAGUUAUCUUAUGGCAGAUUUUUUAUAACUGAUAUCAUUCAUUCCUCAAUAUUUGAAUGAUGUGGUUAUAAUAAAAGAGAACACCUGAAUCUAAAUCUAAAGAUGGCAUGAAAAGGAACUUUGCAGUACAUUGUAAGUAUCACGUAGUCGUAUAUGUUGCUGGAGUACUUGCAGUUCUGCUUUGCUGAAGUACUUGCGAUUCGCCAUCUUACAUAUAACCUCCUGACGAAAAAGUGCUUCAGGGUCCAUACAUUUUCCCUAUUAACCAUAUUUAAGUAUUUUCUAGGAAAAUUAUAGAUACUGUAAAAGAAACUUAUUGCAAAAGGAAUUAGAAAUAAACUUUGAUUGUCUGAUUGCAUGUCUUUCAUGUCAUAUUAUUAAACUAACCAUUUAUCUGUUUAAGAACUUCAACAAUGAUUACGUCAUUUAUCAAUCUUGUGAAAUCCAUAUAACCGAAACUGUCAAUGAAAAGCUGUCAUUUAUGAAACACUUCUUUCACCUUGUUACAUUAUGUGAUGUCUGUUUCGAAUUGUUCCUAAUGAUGCAAUUAAAAAUCUCAGCUGAUUGGCAGCAUCUCAAUUAAAUGAAACAAACUAUGAAAGAUUACACAUUUAUCUGACUGCCUACUUCGGAGCUGAGUGGAUCAUUAUGGUGCAUCUUUUAGUUCUUAACAUCAUAUUUCCAUAAUAUUUCUGAAUGUUGAUGAAGAAACUUGAUUGGCUUGUAUCGUGUAAUAAUGGGUGCUGUAAAUAUUUCCAGAAGGGAUUUCUUUCAUUUAACUCUUAUGGCUUGACACUUACAGGUGAAUCGCUGUCUCAGAAAAUUAUUAUAAGUGAAUAACAAGAAACAGCUCGGCUUUCCAGUAAUCUUCUGAUGAUGUCUUUUACACCACAAAUAAAGUUUAUUGCAUACAAAACGCAACGGUGCUUGUGUCGACAGGGAAAAUUUCAAGUUCACGAUAAAAAUGUCACAUUUAGCAAUGUAGUAUAAAAGCGAUUAAGGACUUAUCAUUCUUCUCUACUCAUCUCGCUUUUUCAGGCAUCCAAAAAAUAGUCCAAAGAGAGACUUAAUAUAAACUUAAUGGGAAAAUAUUAUUAAUGCAUUUUAUGAAACAUGGGAGAAGUUUUACCAUGGACAUGCAAACAUAUAAGUAGGGACUUGUUAAGUGAAGAACCGUUAUCUAAACCGAAACUAUUUUACCCACAAAUUAUUCUCGUUCGGCUAUCAAAUUAUUUUCCAAAUUACAGUACGAAGCUACCAUCAAAUUUAAAAAAUUCAGUUUUAUUCAGUCCAGUUCAUAAGCAACUGCAAAUCUGCAGGAUAAAAUAUGAAAUUUCAAAAGAAGUAGAAAUAAUGCCGUCCUGGAAAGUCAAAUUUGCUGAUUUAUUGUUUCAAUGGCUUUCUGGUUUAUUUAAAAAACAAAGAUAUUACUAGAGCAAAAAUUGCUGCUUUUAGAUCUGUUACUUACCAUAGAGGCAUGAAUGCACGAGGUAGAAAUAUGUAUGUUUCGUUCAGAAGAUAACAACAAAUGUUUUCUUGCUGCGGUAUUAUUUGUAUGCGACAUAUUUGCUUUUUGGUGGUGAAAACCUUGCUUUCAUAUUCUUUCCUGUCGCGAAUUAUGUAACUUUAUAAUAUUAAUUAGGACAGUAACUUCAUCGCUGUGCAAAUUAUCGUCACUAAUUUUAGAGGACAUUCUAAGAUUGUGCAAAUAUUAUAUUUUACCACAAAAAUCGAGUAAAUUCGCGAAUUUCAGAUUUAUUCCCAUUAUUUUCUUAAUUUCUAGUAUAAUUUUUAAAAUAUUUUUAUAUUUAAAUAAUUUUUAUAAUACUUUUUGUACGAAUUUCUUUAAAAAAAUGCUACAAAUCGAUACUAUUCCGUAAUCCAAACAAAAAUCUUUUACCGAAGUUUAAAUCUUCUUAAACAGCUUAUCAAUGCUCUCAAAAAUUUGAUUUCGUGCAAUUUUUUCUACUUUUACAUGAAUGGGAAAAAAAUCGGUGUAUAAUAUGAUAUAUAAAUGUAUUGCCCAGUUAAAUGAUAAUCUUGAAAUAACUGUGUUGAGUACAUUUCCAGAAUCUUAUUGACUCAUAAAUGUAAAUUUCAUUUAAAAAUUGCAUUAACAUGAUAAGUAAACCAAUACUUCCUAAAUUUACUUCUGACACUUAUCGCCCCAUCUAUCAAAACAACUCCAGCUCGGAAGAAGAUUUAAACAACGUUUGCAUUAAGUUCAGCUUCACUGCCAAAGCUCUCGCCUUAACUUUCAAAAAGUAUGUUCAUACAUAUACGUAGCUAACUUUCAUUCCGGUUAUAGCUGACUGAAAUAGAAAUCAUAAAACAGAUAAAAUAAUAAAAUAGUGGGUUAACCAAUAUAAAGCUUAUAAGUUAUAGUAUACGUAACAUUAACGUUAAUAAUAUUCAUUUAGUUAUAUAGUAACCAUUUAUUUUAUUCUUCCCUUUGUGGUAGAAAAGAUGCUUUCGUGGAGAACUUUUCUUACAAAAACUCGAUCUCUUUGAAUGCAUAUUUUCCUGUUACCACCAAGUUCAAGUAAUAUUCAAAAUGAUUAGAAGCAUUGCAUAAAACUGAUAUCAAAUCUCUGAGCCUGUUGACUACAAUAAUACAGUACUGCAUGAAAAUGGAAUUGUGUAUAUAAUUACAUAAUAUUCGAAGAAUAGCUAUUACGAAUCUCACAACCAUUUUUUUCCCUCGCGCAUAAAGUUUUUAAAAGGUACUGCAAACGAACCUUCGAAUGUUUUCUUUUUUAGAAAGAGAAAGAAUAGAAAAAGGCUCCCGUAAUGUGAAAAUAACGUACUGGAACUACUUGUACUUCUUGGUGCUUUUUCUUGUGAAUUCAUAACCCAAUCCAGUGAAAUGAUGUUUUCCCAAGAUAUAUUUAUAGUAUGUGUUUGCUACUUAUACAUUCUUGUUCGAUGUUUUUUUCUGAGAAAUUAUAAAAGAAAAAAAUUUUUUCUUUUAUGAAUUGUAAGACUUUGGAGCUUAUGAAGCAUUUUGCGCUGGCCGUUCUCUUUUUUGUAAAGUUCUAUAAAUGUCGGCCAAUUUAUGGUGCUCGUGUAUAAAUAAAUGAAUAUUGUUGAAUUGUUG
This is a messenger RNA of Stegodyphus dumicola, 4468 nucleotides long. It is a transcript of the gene ETHR, whose product is annotated as ecdysis triggering hormone receptor. The record is from RefSeq and is a predicted model, not a curated record. NCBI's taxonomy places the organism in Eukaryota, Metazoa, Arthropoda, Arachnida, Araneae, Eresidae. Gene Ontology annotation, molecular function: G protein-coupled receptor activity. Gene Ontology annotation, cellular component: plasma membrane. Gene Ontology annotation, biological process: G protein-coupled receptor signaling pathway.